Molecule: messenger RNA, 612 nt
Organism: Haemonchus placei
Lineage: Eukaryota; Metazoa; Nematoda; Chromadorea; Rhabditida; Trichostrongylidae
Source: the annotation of a GenBank genome assembly
AUGAGUCGCUCGGCUUCGGUGGACACUUUGGUCGAUAACGAUGAAGCGCUGGUUUUUCCAUCAAUAGGUCGCACUCCAUUCAGUCUACGGAGCUCUGUCAACGAAUCCAUCGGCAUUUUGUCGAAUUCUCCAGACUCAAGUGACUCACCCGCUUCUUUACGUCGAACUCGAUCAACUGCAACGCUCGGAGCCUCUCAGCAUCCAUCACGGGACGGUUCGGUAGCAUACUACAGACGAUUUGCCCGUUUCCCUUCGCAGGACAAGCCUUUCACAUGGAUGCCCUCUGGGAAGUUCACGUCAGAAUCAGGAAAGCAAAAAAUCAUCGAGUAUAUUCGAAGGUAUUGGAUAGACCGAACAACGACGAGGUUUACAGUCGAACAUAUAUGUGCCGUUCCUCUUCCUGGUAUUACCAGGCAUAAGUAUGCUGUAAGAUUCCACGCGGGACGUUACUCUUCUAUGAUUUAUUUUUCAAUCGACGUCUCCACUGUGUACAUCAAGAAUCCGGUCACAGUAACAUUCACGUUCCCUGAUUCUAAACGAACGCAUAAGCUUGACACACCACGAACGCAUUUCGAUGAGUUCCUUCGAAAACUUUAUCCGUACGGGAAGUAA